AUGAAGGCACCACCACCUCUUCCCAAAGAGAAUGAGGCUUUGCAUAAAUAUGUUGGAGCAUCUUUGAAUUCACUUGCCUUUGAUUCUUCUCCUCCUUCAUCAUUUGAUGAUGUCUUAUCAUCCUAUCUCACCUUAUAUGAUGAAUCCAUUGUCCCCAUAAGAAAUAACUCUUUGGACACAUUAAUGCUUGGAGUUUUGUCUAAUGAUGCAAAUAAAAUACAUUCACAUCAAGAAGCUGAUAAAGUAAUUCCCACAGAAUAUUCCUAUGUACAAGAUGGUUCUAGGAAAGAUUCAUUUGAGGGAGGAAAUCAUAUUCAGGAAGUAGGUCAGAUUGAGGCAAACAUUGAAGUUCCAGAUUGUGAUGGAAAAAACAUUACAAGUGAAAUGCAAUCAUUAACUUUAAUGGAUAGAAAUCUAAUUGAGAGAUGGAAUGAUGAGGUUGCUCGUAUCAGACGCGGUAUGCAAGGGCUCGUUCUAGAUAGGCUAGAGAAUAGGAUGAUCACUACCACUACAAACAUAUGUUCCUAUACAGCAAAAUCUGAUGAGCGGAAGAAUGCUCGUAAUAAAAUGCGUGGGAGUAGUCUCAUAAUGCCAUUUCAGGACCUAACAAAUAAACAGUUGAAUCCUCCAAACUUGAAAAGGAAGAGGAUGUGUCAGAUUGAUCUGGAUGCUUCUUGCUUAACAAAUGAAAAUCAGGAGGAAAGUGCUGAUUUCUAUAAGAGUGUCCUGAAAAAGAAGAUGAAAUGCCACAAGGAAGAAGGACCAUGCAAUAACUGCAAAUGUAUAAAAUCAAAAUGUUUGAAACUUUAUUGUGAGUGCUUUGCUGCUGGAGUUUACUGCACAGGACCUUGCUCGUGUCAAAACUGCUUGAAUAAACAUAUUAAUAAAGAUAAAGUCCUGGAAGCUCGCCAGAAGAUUGUGCCUAAAGUUGAGGACCCCAACAAAAGCGGAUGCAACUGUAAUAAAUCGAGCUGCAUGAAGAAAUAUUGCGAAUGUUUUAAGGCUGGUGUUGGUUGCUCUCCAAGUUGUAACUGUUGUGGAUGUGAGAAUAUACAUGGUAGAAAGGAUAGAUUGUGA
Messenger RNA from Vicia faba (fava bean), 1077 nucleotides. The record is from the annotation of a GenBank genome assembly. NCBI's taxonomy places the organism in Eukaryota, Viridiplantae, Streptophyta, Magnoliopsida, Fabales, Fabaceae.